UUGAGUUCCACUCCCUCUCGUUAUCGCGCUUCUUUCUUCACUAAAACACAACCAACCGUCUCGUUUUCGUUCCAAUUUUCAUUUCAAACAAAAGGAGAGAAAACAAAAAAAUAAUGCACGAGAGGCAGCGUUUGGUGGAUUCGGAAGAAAAACGUGAUUUGUACGACCCGAAUUCUCCGCUUUCUGAGAGAGACGCCGAUUUAGAUCGCGUCCUCUUCAAUAACCUCGUCCAGAUUGUCCCUCUCGUGCAGUCCUUCAUCGAUGGUGAAGGAAGAAGUUCAUUCACGCGUCAGGGUUCCAUGGUGUACACAAAGAGGCCUUCAAGAAAGUCUCGGUUGAAAAGAAGGUUUGACACGAGAAAAGGACAGAAAGAUGAGUCUGUCAUAUUGAAGGAGCAGGUGGAGGAGCUGCAAAUGAAAAUAUUGGAGAAAGAUGAACUUAUAGAGUCAUCAGAAAACACAAAAAAACAGAUGAAAGCCCUUGAACAAAAACUUUAUGAACUGAAACACCAUGCUUCGGAAAAGGAUUCUUUGCUUAAGUCUACAAAACGACAACUCUUUGAUGUGAAGUUUGAGCUUGCAGACAAACAAGCUGCUCUUGAAAAGAUACAUUGGGAAGCAAUGACAUCCAACAAGAAAGUGGAGAAAUUGCAAGAAGAGCUAGAUUCCAUGCAAGGAGAUAUUUCAUCAUUUACAUUGCUGCUUAAUCGCUUGACAAUAUCUGACACCGCUGAGUACACUGAUGAUUAUGAUAUUAAGCCAUAUGAGUUCAAUCACCUGCGUAGUAUAGAUGAUUGGGACGAGAUGGAAAUGCAGAAAAUGGAAGAAGCAAGAAAAACAUAUAUCGCUGCCGUUGUUGCUGGAAAGGAAAAACAAGAUGAAGAAUCUAUGGCUACUGUUGUCAAUUCUAGGUUACAACUUGAGUCAAUUCUUUUCAAACCAACAUAAAUUGAAUUUGUAAUUUUACUAGUCUAUUGAUCUAUAUAGAUAUGAUAAAACCCAUCCACUUAU
Molecule: messenger RNA, 1010 nt
Organism: Glycine soja
Lineage: Eukaryota; Viridiplantae; Streptophyta; Magnoliopsida; Fabales; Fabaceae
Product: protein MICROTUBULE BINDING PROTEIN 2C-like
Exons: 5
Coding region: 114-947 (277 amino acids)
Biological process (GO): plasmodesmata-mediated intercellular transport
Molecular function (GO): microtubule binding
Source: RefSeq, a predicted model, not a curated record